CAUCUGAAGCACGAUGACAUCUCCAAGCUUUGCUCUGUGUCUCACAUGUGUGUUCAUGGCCAACAUGGCUCAUAUGACAAUUUUAAAACAAUCAUCAUUGGCUUUUCAAUCAGUCGAUGUUGGAGCUAGUGUGACUUUGCUGUGCUCCUGCCAAGACAAUAAAGCAGUGAUGGUUUACUGGUAUAAGCAAGCUGUGGGACAGACACCAGUGCUGGUGUCUACUUUCUACAAGCAAAAUAAUAACGCCACCCUUUAUGAUGAAUUCAAGAACAAUCCACGGUUCUCACUGGAUACUGAAAACCGCAACUAUCGCUUGAAGAUUUCGGAUUUGCAAAUAUCAGACUCAGCUACUUACUACUGCGUUGGGAGCAAUUUAUAUGACUUUGAGUUUGAAUUUUGUGACGGCACAACUGUCAGUGUGAAGGGUUCAGGCUGGAACAUCCCAGCCUCCGUCCAUCUGUCAGCAUCUGAGAUCGUCCAGCCAGGAGGCUCUGUGACUCUGAACUGUACAGUACACACUGGGACCUGUGAUGGAGAACACAGUGUUUACUGGUUCAAACACUCUCAAGAAUCUCAUCCAGGACUCAUUUACACCCAUGGAGGCAGGAAUGAUCGGUGUGAGAGGAAAGGCAACACACAAACACACACCUGUGUCUACAACUUGCCAAUGAAGAGCCUGAAUCUUUCUCAUGCUGGGACCUACUACUGUGCUGUUGCUUCAUGUGGACACAUGCUGUUUGGAAACGGGACCAAUGGAGAUUUGAAAGAUAAGGUGGACUCUCUCGUCUUGGUGUACUUCUUGAGUGCAGCUUCGACAUUCACCACCGUCCUGGUUGUUAUACUGGCUUUCUCAGUGUACAAGAUGAACAAAAAGAACUGCCAGUGUACAGAAACCUCUACUCCAGAUACAGUGUUUCAUCAGGAUGCAGAGAACCUUCAUUACGCCGCUUUAAGGGCUCACAAGCCCAGCAGAUCAAGAAGACAGAGGAACAACACCGACAGCGAAUGUGUGUACUCCACUGUGAAGCCAUAGAGACGGAUAUGUCCUAGUUCUUUGUUGUACCGACGCAUUUUCUCAUUUGUUUUUUAUCCGGGUCAUUUUCAGUUGAACUUGAACUCUUACCACGAUCCCACCUAAUUCAAUAUAGUAAAGGCUUGCCGUGCAAUAAAGCUUUUGGACUGAAAGAACAUCAUGUCUUUUGUCAAAGGGUACCCUACAAGAGCUACAAGAUCCAAAGUUGCUGUAUUUGUUAUUUAAUAUAAGAAUUUUUGCAGAGCAGCGUCAGAGCUUCAGAUCAGUGUUUUUUGAUUGUUGUUGAAGAGUAAGAGAACCAUUUACAGAACGUAGUGUUACGGGUCCCAGGAUUGGUACCAAAGUAACAAAACAGAUGUCUGUAAAAUACAUACAAAGAUCAGCGGCAGUGAAGACACAUGUUAACUGUUCGUCAUCCAGAUUGCUUCUGGGGUACGGGGAAAUGUUCCCCCCCGGAAACAACCUGGGGCGCAGUCGUGACAUGUUCCACCUGUAUGCUGCUCACAUUUUCCACACAUGUUUGU
Molecule: messenger RNA, 1557 nt
Organism: Acanthopagrus latus (yellowfin seabream)
Lineage: Eukaryota; Metazoa; Chordata; Actinopteri; Spariformes; Sparidae
Exons: 5
Coding region: 14-1033 (339 amino acids)
Biological process (GO): response to bacterium
Source: RefSeq, a predicted model, not a curated record